UUUCGUCGCUGGUUAAAGAUUGAAUUCAGACAGUACGAUGCAAAAGUUUCGAAUUAAAGAACGAUUCGAAAAUAGUUCAUCGCGCGCGGGAGUUGGUAAUCAACGAGGAUCAAUGGCGGUCGAUAUUUUGGACGAGGACCACUUCGCGGUGAGCGCGAUCGUCACUGUUGGUAUGCAAAUCAUCUUCUUCACGAUAGCGGCGACCUUCCAGUUGGACAAGUUGACGGAUUUCGCCGGCGGCACGAACUUCAUCAUUCUCGCCCUCCUCACUUUCUUUCUCGGCCAAGUGGGCAAGCCUUAUGACAGUAGACAGCUUAUGGUCACUAUAUUCGUUUGCCUAUGGGGUCUUCGUUUGUCUGGAUAUCUGUUGUAUCGAAUAAUUAAAAUCGGCCGUGACAAGAGGUUUGAAGAUCGUCGCAGUAACGUGAUACGUUUCGCUGUGUUUUGGACGUUUCAGGCUGUAUGGGUUUAUGUGGUAAGUUUACCGGUAAUUAUCAUUAAUUCUCCAAGACACAAAAUACCACCUGCUCCCAAAACAAUGACAACACUGGACAGUGCUGGAACUGGACUCUUCGUGACCGGUUUAUUAGCCGAAACUUACGCUGAUUUACAGAAAUUCUCGUUUAAACAGGAUCCAGUGAAUAAUGGAAAAUGGUGUAACGAUGGACUAUGGCGACUGUCCAGGCAUCCGAAUUAUUUCGGCGAGAUAGUAGUAUGGUGGGGUAUUUUCGCGAUAUCCUUGAAUGUAAUUGAAGGUGUCGAAUGGGUCGCUAUAGCCUCUCCGAUCUUCACAACGUUCAUCAUUCUAUUCUUAUCCGGAAUGCCUCUAUUGGAAAGAGCCGCCGACGAGAGAUAUCGUGAUAAUGCUGAGUAUCGCUACUACAAGCAAUCUACGUCGCCACUGAUACCAUUGCCACCAUCGGUCUACAUCGAGGUGCCAUACUUCCUAAAAUUCCUCUUCUGCUGUGAAUUCCCGCUGUACGACUCGUUAGACGUGAAACCACGAUCAGCUGUUACCGAAUCGACAUCGAUAAGUCUGGCUGCGUCCACGUAG
Messenger RNA from Habropoda laboriosa, 1054 nucleotides. RefSeq lists its product as uncharacterized. Bases 38 to 1054 code for a protein of 338 amino acids. Gene Ontology annotation, cellular component: membrane. Lineage: Eukaryota; Metazoa; Arthropoda; Insecta; Hymenoptera; Apidae. The transcript has 6 exons. Gene Ontology annotation, molecular function: oxidoreductase activity, acting on the CH-CH group of donors. The record is from RefSeq and is a predicted model, not a curated record. Gene Ontology annotation, biological process: lipid metabolic process.